UUUAAUUUGGGAAUCAUCACGAAAACCAGCUGAAUAAGUCAAUGAUUAAUUUUAUUCUACAGAUUGUCAUUUAUUUCAACAACCAGCAGCUAAACAAUGAGCUAAUGAAACAAAACAAAGAACUUGUGUUUUUGAGAAGAAACCAUAGAGAUGUUCCAAUCAUCGGUUUUGGUGACAAAGAGCAGCUGAAAUCUAUUGUCUGGGACCCAGCAAAUGACAUUUUCGAAAUGUCGUCGAGAGAAGAUAAUCUUGAGAAGCUAUGGCAGAGACUGUGUUCAGCUCCGGCAACUUUCCAGUACGACAAAUGUUGGCAGGUUACAAGUCGUCAAGAAAAUUCAAACAGAUACACUGGAUAUGUGACACCUAACCAUAUUCAAUACUGGGCCAUGUAUCCCGAGUAUUUCCUGAAGAGCUUCGAAAUUAAAAUCAUGUUCAAGAGUGUCACGCCUCAGACAGGCCACGUUGAGGUUUGUUACAGUCGCAGCACUAACACCCCAGAAAAACACCCAAGCAACUGCAAAGAAACUUCGAAAGCUAAUAAAGAUAUUUACUUCAAGAUUAAAAACCCCUGCAAAGGCUACAGUAUCUGGAACUGCCCACCAUUUUACUUUUCCAUAAAAGGACUUCGUGGAGACUCCGAAAUUCAACAAGUUAGUGCCACUUGCUAUGGUUUUGAAUGUUUUGUUCAAAGAAACCCAAGCCAAAUAAAAUUCACAGUGGAGCAUGAAGGUAUUUCCUGCAAUGGUGGUCUCAAGCUGAUGUCACCACUAAGCAUAUUAAUUACAUUGCUUGCUAUUGUUUUCUCAAGUAGCAGUUAAUCAAUAUAUUCAAUCAUCAUUUAAGAUAUGUGCUUAAAAUGUGGAAUCAUCAAAAUAAUACUUGCUUAAAUUGUAGUAUCAUAACUAAAAAUAUGUGCAUAAAACGUAGUGUCAUAAAUAAAAAAUGUACUUCAAAUGUAGUAUCAUAACUAAAAAUAAUUUUGUUUUAAGAAAUCAAUCAACUAUUAAGUAUCACACAAGUUGAACCAUUUGUAUGUUUUUUUUUAUUCUGCAUUAAAGUUGUUGAUCUUA
Messenger RNA from Limulus polyphemus (Atlantic horseshoe crab), 1070 nucleotides. RefSeq lists its product as uncharacterized. Lineage: Eukaryota; Metazoa; Arthropoda; Merostomata; Xiphosura; Limulidae. The coding region runs from base 42 to 818 and encodes 258 amino acids. The record is from RefSeq and is a predicted model, not a curated record. The transcript has 8 exons.